GGGGACACUGAUGUAAACACAUUUAAAAGGGGCUCAGUGCCUGUUGGCUCUCAGUGUGGAGGAGCUGCUGCUGAUGUGAUUAACCCUGUUGCUCUCGAGGGGUCUGCGCUGAGCUCCUGGAUUUAAACUCUUCACCUGGUCCACCUCUCUGAUCCUACUUUCUUGUUUCUUUAUGAUUGUUCUCUCAGAUUCUGCAAACAUGUUGCAAAGCUUCGGUCAGUCGCAGGACUGGCUUUACACAGAGCCGCUGCUCUUUGAUGACGAUUUCUGCCAGAGUUUGAUGAAGGACCUCCAGUCUCUGCCGACUCCCCCCCAGUCCCCUCCCAUGAAAGCCGGAGCGGGCAGCAGCAAGCUCCUGUCCAAGGAGGACCAGCUGAGCUAUGUGUCUGACAUCCUGCUGGAGGACCACGACAUGCAGCUCACCUGGAACUGCGACUUCUUCCACUCCGACGCUGGAGAGAAGGAGGGCGAGGGCAGCCAGCCCUGCUCCCCUCUGGAGGAGAACACCGAGGACACCCUGUGGCAGUGCCUGACCGCAGACAAGAGCCUGGAGGAGAAGCUGGUCUCCACCGUGCUCGGCUCCAGCCCCCUGCUGUCUGAGAUCGACACCAGCAUCUUUGAGGAGAUAGCUGGCUCCACCCUGGACUGCCAGAACCUGAUGGACGCUCAGGAGCCCAGCGAGGCCACAUCAGACUACGGGUCAACUGGUGGCGAGCUGUCCAAUUAUUCAUCCAGUGACUCUGAAGAAGAGAUUGACGUGGUGACAGUUGUCCGCUGUUCCUCCAGCCCCUCCCCUCGGCCCCCCCUGUCGGAUCUAUCCACCCGCCAGCAGAGGCACGAAGAGCAGAAACGGGCUCUUCAGCGCCACCACAUCGAGAUCCAGCUGCAACACAACUACGCGGCGCCCUGCCCCGCCUCCCCACCCCCAUCCUCUUCGUCCAACAAGCGCUCGAGAGGGAGCGACAGCUCUUCUCGUUUCCACCACUCUUCUCGCAGCUCCUCCUCCUCGUCCUCCUCGUCGCGGUACCAACACCACCACUCGCCGAGGAACUCAGCGGAGACGGAGGACGAGGAGGAGCGGCGACGGACUCACAACGUGAUGGAGAGGCAGCGACGCAACGAGCUUAAGAACUGCUUCAUGCGCCUGCGCGACAACGUGCCGGAGCUGUCGCACAAUGACAAGGCCUCCAAGGUCGUGAUCCUGAAGAAGGCCAGAGACUGUAUCUACAACCUGGAGGACCAGGGCCACAGGCUGCAAUCCAAGAGGGACAAACUGAGAGACAAACAGGAAGAGCUGAAAGCCAGGCUGGACAGGCUCCACAGCUAAUGGACCCUGGGCCAACCACCAUUUACAGACAUUGAGUGUGUGUGUGGGGAUGGGGGGGGCAGACUUUGUACAAAGAGGGCGGUGAUAAAGGAUGGCGUGUCACGCUGAAAGCAGCGCACAAAGUUUGACAUUUCAAAUACUUUAUGGCAACAAUGGGUCCGGACUGUGUGGACUCACUGUUGCCUUGGACAGACGCAACACACUCAUUGCCUCAGAGUGGAUCAUUCUCAUGCCUUGACUGCUGACUGUUGUAGCGCGUAGGACGGGUCUUUCUUUCACAGUCGAAUCGAGGACCGAGCAAGCAGAUAUUUUAUUUUUUUAAGUGUGGCAGGACGCACGAUGAAAUGCAAAGACAAAAUCUUUUUUAAUUGUGUCCGUAUGUUGUGGAGUGUUUUUUACUUUGGCAGGUGUAAGAUGGCACAAGUGAUAAGUGUCUGUUGGGUCAAAUAACUGGAAGCCACAGCAGCUGAGUAGUCGAAUGAAACUUGAAUAUUGUGUUUUCAGGAUGUCUUAUAGCCAUACUAACCAGUGAUCCCUCCACUCUGACCUGUGUGUUGGUGGCUCCGGAGUUAUUUGGUCGAACGUCACUUCCACUUAAAUUCCAGUUCCAAUGCUAAUUCAAGUUUUCCGUUAAGGACUGAGGUUGUUCAUUGUGCGUUCAGCCCCGUGUGGCCUCAGGCGGACCCUCGGGCCCAGCACCACUCUGUUAUCAGGUUAAUGUGUGUUAAUGACAAUACUUGAUUCUGUAAACAUAACAAUGCAUCGGUUCAGUUCACCAACAGUUCACUCACCUCAGAGUGAGCGUGCGUGUGUGUUCUCAAAAUGGAACUAGGUUUUUGUAUUAAACUGUUUGUCAGUAAUGAAUUGUUCAGACUUGGACUUAGCCAUAUUUAAACUUCAUUCAGGUUUUGAGGCGGCUGAACUGGGACGUGAACUGAACCGCGAGUUGUAGCAAGUUAGCCAAAGUCGGGACAGAACAGCUCUGGAUAACAUUUUGAUUAUUUAACGGUUCUGAUUGGGGGGGGAAGCUGCAACAGCGGCAUCACUGUGACAUUUAGUUGUGUAGAGUAGCCAUUUUGCCAAGUGUGAGUUGAUAAAAACGGUCAAGAUGUUUUAUGAUGAGAACCGUUAUCCAGUGGAAAUGGCUUCAGUGUUCCUCUGUGGCCCUCGUUGAUGACAACUGCUGGAAAUUAAACAUAUUUUGAGAUUGUGUCUCCAUCUGUGAUCAUGAGAAUAACAAGGUUGACAGGGAAAGAGAUUUUUUCUGUCCACUGCAAAGACCUCAUUUGAAUCCUGUGUGACAUCAACGGGGGGGGGGCACUGACUUUGACCAACAUUCCCUUGUUGUUCGAGUUCCACUUUGUGCCCAGUCAGACGUGGCUUUGAUCACAUGGUAAUAACCAAACUGCUGCUGACAGAGUAAUGAUGUCAGGAGGUGAAAACAUUCAACUUGAGGCUGUACGUGUUCACCAGGAACCUGUUGUGUCUGUUUUAAUAUCGGGUGUUUUGUUGAACUUGUACCAUGGGCUGGAUCUGAGGUUUGAAAUUUUCAAUAAUGGGGUUGAGUAUUUAACGGAAUGCCAUGUUAUCCUGAAUAUCUAUUAUUGCCAAUGUUAUCAAUGAACGUGCUGUUUUGUUAUGAAAUGCGCAGACGGCAAAGUGUUUGCUCAUUUGUGUCAAAUGUCUUAAGAUGCAUCCUGUUUUUAAGAAUGGAGUUCUUCCUCCUUCAGCUUGGUAGAACUGAUGAGAAACAAAGGGUUCCUUCAGGACCCUUUGUUUCUGUGAUUUGAUUCUGUCGCUGUCUGGUUAAAGCUUUGUCUACCUCCACCUCAUGGCUUCGCCUUCUUGGCCUUUUCUUCCAAAUGUCUCCAAUCCUCUUUCAAAAGAUGUCCUCUGACGAUAACUGCCUUCUGAAGAAGCGUCGAGGUUUUAACAAGACAGCAGAUAUAUUUUUUCUUAGCAUCUAUAAACCUACCUCCACCUGGCCGCACUCUGGCCUGUAUUGUGGUUAUUUUUUUUUUUGUGGUUUAAAUAUUGUACAGUUUGUUAAAUAAAAACUAUUUUAUGUAAAUAUUUUUGUUGUAUCAUAAAUUAUUUUGGUUUAUUUUCCCUUUUUUAUUUUUUCAUUUGAGGAUCCUCAAAAAAAUGUUAUGUUCUUUACCAAGCAGCACUUUUAAAAAAUGUAAUUAAAGAAUGAAUUGAGA
This is a messenger RNA of Platichthys flesus (European flounder), 3531 nucleotides long. It is a transcript of the gene mych, whose product is annotated as myelocytomatosis oncogene homolog. The record is from RefSeq and is a predicted model, not a curated record. Gene Ontology annotation, molecular function: protein dimerization activity; RNA polymerase II cis-regulatory region sequence-specific DNA binding; DNA-binding transcription factor activity, RNA polymerase II-specific. Gene Ontology annotation, biological process: regulation of transcription by RNA polymerase II; positive regulation of cell population proliferation. Bases 173 to 1327 code for a protein of 384 amino acids. The transcript is spliced from 2 exons. Lineage: Eukaryota; Metazoa; Chordata; Actinopteri; Pleuronectiformes; Pleuronectidae.